AUGCUACGGACGAAAACUAGUGCUUUGAGGGCUGCAUGGAAGGCUGGUUCGAAGCGAUUUUCUAGUUCUUAUAAGGAGGACUUUAGACUCACGAAACUGGACAAUGGAGUCCGUGUGGCGACUAGUAACGUGGUGGGACAUUUCGCUGCGUUGGGAGUUUACGUGGGUGCUGGAUCGCGGUACGAAACCAAGAAUCUGAAAGGUUGUACGCAUAUCAUGGACAGAUUAGCUUUCAAGUCUACGGAACACGUCUCGGGUAAAGAAAUGGCAGAGACUCUGGAGCUGCUUGGUGGCAACUACCAGUGCUCUUCGUCCCGUGAAACAAUGAUGUAUCAGGCGUCCGUGUUCAAUACGGACGUAGAACGCAUGUUCGGAUUGAUGGCAGAAACAGUGAGAUACCCACGAAUCACAGAGGAAGAGUUGGAUGAGCAAAAAAUGACGGCACAGUACGAAAUAGACGAGGUAUGGAAUAAACCAGACUUGAUUUUGCCAGAGCUGUUGCACGUGACAGCGUACUCUGGUGAAACCCUCGGGUCCCCGCUGUUAUGUCCCAUCGAACUGAUCCCAUCCAUUUCGCGAUAUUAUCUGAAAGACUAUCGAAACAAACUUUACACACCUCAAAAUAUUGUCACUGCGUUUGUGGGCGUACCGCAUGAAGAUGCCGUUGAGUUGACGAGAACCUAUUUUGGAAGUAUGACAUCCUCAAAUACAAAUGGCUCGUCCUAUUCUAAGACAGCACACUAUACCGGAGGUGAGACCUGCAUUCCACCUGCACCUGUUUUUGGAAACUUACCCGAGCUUUAUCAUAUACAGAUUGGAUUUGAGGGUUUACCGAUAGGACACCCGGACAUUUACGCACUUGCAACUUUACAAACGUUGCUUGGUGGAGGAGGGUCCUUCAGCGCUGGUGGUCCUGGUAAAGGCAUGUACUCAAGACUAUACACGCAUGUUUUAAACCAGCAUUUUUUCGUGGAAAAUUGUGUUGCAUUCAAUCAUUCCUAUUCUGACUCAGGCAUCUUUGGUAUCUCGGCUUCGUGUAUUCCACAGGCGGCACCUUACAUGGUCGAAGUCAUUGCGCAGCAGUUUUCUAAUUUAUUCGCCAAUGAUAAAAUGAAGUUAACUGAAGGAGAAGUAGCAAGAGCCAAGAAUCAACUGAAAUCGUCUCUCUUGAUGAACCUAGAAUCCAAGCUUGUGGAAUUAGAAGAUCUCGGCAGGCAAGUACAACUACAUGGCAACAAAAUCCCUGUUAAUGAAAUGAUUGAAAGCAUCGAGAAGUUGACCCCGGAUGAUUUAAAGCGUACUGCCGAAACGGUGUUCACAGGCAAAAUUCAUAACGAGGGCAAAGGUAUUGGAAAACCAACAGUCGUGAUGCAAGGAAAGCGGGAAAUGUUUGGAGACGUCGGGGCCGUUCUGAAAAAAUAUGGUCUAGGAAGUGAAUCUGGGUUGGAUGGCGCUUCGAGUCCUAAAACUGCGAAAAGAACAUGGUUCUAA
This is a messenger RNA of Lachancea mirantina, 1491 nucleotides long. Lineage: Eukaryota; Fungi; Ascomycota; Saccharomycetes; Saccharomycetales; Saccharomycetaceae. The record is from the annotation of a GenBank genome assembly.